Molecule: messenger RNA, 807 nt
Organism: Drosophila eugracilis
Lineage: Eukaryota; Metazoa; Arthropoda; Insecta; Diptera; Drosophilidae
Source: RefSeq, a predicted model, not a curated record
AUGCGUGGAUUCCUGUUACUUUUUGUUAUUGCCUCCGUUUCGGCGGCCAAGUUGGGAUAUAAUUACCAAGCUGCUUCCAGUGAUCGUCGGUUUGCUGGACUCAUCGAUGCGGAGGCCACAGGAUUUAGUUCUACACACACACAUCAGCAGCAGCAGCAGCAAUUGGUCCAACAGGACUCGCAACAACAGAUUCCUGCUGCUGCGGAUGAGUUCAGCAAGGAGUUCUACACAUAUUCCGCUCCCGAGGAGGAGUUUGCGGAUCGGGAGGCCACCGAACACAUUGCCAGCAUGCUGAAGCGGAAUCUGCGCGUUUUGUUCAUCAAGUCACCAGAACACCAGGGCCUUACCAACGCCGCCCUCCAGUUGGCCAAGCAGGCCAGUGAGCAGAAGACGGCUAUCUAUGUGCUCAGCAAGCAGGCGGAUGUGGGUCAGUUGGCUCAGCGUCUGGCUAGUGAGAACCAGGCUCAGAAUCACAAGCCUGAGGUGCACUUCGUCAAGUAUCGCACUCCCGAGGAUGCUGUUCGGGCCCAGCAGCUUAUUCAGCAGCAGUUCGACUCCUUGGGCGGCAGCUCCCGCAGUUCCGACGAAGGUGUGGCACCAGUUCUGGACUUUAGCUCAGCACCAGCUCCUAUAAUUGUUCAAGAUCAGAAUGAUGCUCAAAACCAAGUCCAGGCGGUUACACCGCUCACUAAGUAUUUGCCAGCGGCAUUACUGCGAAGCAAAUAGUUGCAAGUCUAUAUUAUUGAACACUUUAACUUAAGCCCUAAUUUUAUAUGCCUAGAAAUACAAAGAAGGAUACAAAUCAAA